AUGCCUCCUAAAUCCAAGUCAGCGGGUGCCAAAGCAAGGGCUCCACCCAAAAGGAAAAUGGCAGAGGAAAUGAAACCAGGGGAGGUGCUGACUGACACUGGUAAAAAGCAGUGGAAAAUAGGAAUGCCCAUAGGCAAGGGUGGAUUCGGUCUCUUAUACUUGGCUGAUGAAAAUUCUUCCAAAGCUGUUGGGAAUGGUGCUUCAUAUGUCAUCAAAGUGGAACCCAGUGACAAUGGACCACUUUUUUCCGAGCUAAAGUUCUACAUGAGAGCAGCAAAGCCCGAGCUAAUUCAGAGCUGGAUAAGUUCUCGGAAGAUCAACUACCUCGGUGUGCCCAAAUAUUGGGGAUCUGGAUUGUAUGCAAAAGGAGGCAAAAGUUACAGAUUCAUGGUGAUGGAUCGAUUUGGAUCUGACCUUCAGAAAAUCUUUGAAAAAAAUGGAAGAAAAUUCCCACGGAAAUUUGUGUUACAGUUAGGCCUUAGAUUGAUUGACAUACUAGAAUAUAUCCAUGACCAUGAAUAUGUGCACGGUGACAUUAAAGCUUCUAAUCUUCUCCUGAGUUACCAGAAUCCCAAUGAGGUGUAUUUAGUUGAUUAUGGCCUUGCAUACAGAUACCGCCCUGAAGGAGUACACAAGGAAUACAAGGAAGAUCCAAGGCGUUGCCACGAUGGAACCCUUGAAUUUACGAGUAUUGAUGCACAUAAUGGAGCAGUUCCUGCCCGGCGUGGUGACCUGGAGAUCUUGGGAUAUUGCAUGUUACAGUGGCUCUGUGGGAGCCUGCCCUGGGAGGACAAUCUCAAUGACGCCAAUUAUGUCAAGCAAGAAAAAAUCAAGUACAGGGCAAACCUCCCAGCUUUGAUGGAGAAAUGUUUUGCUUCCAAAACCAAAGGAGGUGAAUUCUUAAAGUACUUUGAGUAUGUGAAGUCGCUGAAUUACAACGACGGACCGCAGUACCAGAAGCUGCGAGACAUAUUUCAGCAAGGACUUAAAGCCAUCGGCGCCAAAGACGAUGGCAUUUUGUCAUUGGGUGUAUCCUCUAAUGGAGACGCUCCAACAACGUCUAAGAGGAAGAAUUACCGAAAGACAGAUGACGAUGAUAAUGAUCUGGAAUGCAACAUAUCAGACUCCGACGCGAAAAGUGCAAAGAAACCACGGAAAUCACCAAAGCCAAAAGGAAAACAGCCUGCUAGGAAAAGGCCUGCAAAGGCACCAAAGACAGUAGAUAUGGGUACUCAGACUUCUCCUGUUCAUUCACUUCCUGCGAGAAGAAAGAAGAUAAAUAAAUAAUCCUUUCAAAAGGAAAAUAAUGUUUUUGUAUAAUUGCCCGUUUCUGUUUUUUUUUUUACUAAGUCGAACCGCGUCCGGAUCAAGUUCUAAAUAUUGGUCUCAAUAAUAGAUUUUUAUUAAGGUUUUAUGUGUUGUGCUUUUCUUUGUUGCCUCUUUCAAAUAAAAACGGAUACAUUAAAGGUUAAUAUUUCUCUUUCUUUACUUACGUAAUAGAUUUGUUUUGGGUGUAUAUCUUUCUCCAUUCAUAUGUCCCACUGUUUGGUCCACUUUUGUAUCCGAGAUUAAUGAAGGAAUAACAAAUGUAAUAGAGUAAUUAGUUUAAUUACAA
Molecule: messenger RNA, 1615 nt
Organism: Callorhinchus milii (elephant shark)
Lineage: Eukaryota; Metazoa; Chordata; Chondrichthyes; Chimaeriformes; Callorhinchidae
Gene: vrk1
Product: VRK serine/threonine kinase 1
Exons: 12
Coding region: 1-1287 (428 amino acids)
Biological process (GO): peptidyl-serine phosphorylation; signal transduction
Cellular component (GO): nucleus; cytoplasm
Molecular function (GO): ATP binding; protein serine/threonine kinase activity
Source: RefSeq, a predicted model, not a curated record